CGCAUGCAGUCUCCGCGUCCAGAGACACCAGAGCCCGACUCGCGGCAGGGGCGCAGGAACGGCGCGGCGGGCGUGCAGCUCCUGGACAACGAUGGUGCGAUCUCAGAUCAGCUGGAAUCCUGCUUGAAGCAUAUUUUCGCUAAAUAUUGCACACCUCGUCCCGCGCCGCCACAAAAAGGUGUCGGCUUGCUCAUGCCGCCGGAGGGCGCGUACCUCUCACCAGAGGGGCUGGACACAUGGGCAAGCGACACCAAUGGAGCGCCGUUCGACGACGAGACUAAGGAGGAGUUGAUGGAGUUUCUAGACGUGACGGAGGACGGCAGCCUCACGCUCAAGGGAUUCAUGCAGGUAUAUCAGCUACAGACGGAGAACGAUGAGGAGGAAACUUGGCGGGAUCUCUCGUCUCAUGGUUUUGACCGGACGCUCAGACUUGUGGCCACCCGUAGAGAAGACACCGAUAUGGACGAGCGUGAUCCCCCGUAUGCCUUCCCGGGUUACACGAACGGCACGAAGGUGGCGUAAAACCAGCUAAUAAGACGUCGCGGAUCACGUUUUCAGGACUCAGGUUUUCCUCGCGUCGAAUCCCCGAUACCCUGAUGACCUCUCAUGUCCAUCCACAGCAUGAAGUGUUGCUAUCCUCUCCAUUUGCAUUGCUUUGCAGUAUCGUAGAUUUUGUAUAACACGAUUGUCAUUGCUGAAUAUUAUCAGACACGCGGGCAUUGAGCACC
Postia placenta MAD-698-R-SB12 is the source of this 728-nucleotide messenger RNA. RefSeq lists its product as hypothetical. The record is from RefSeq and is a predicted model, not a curated record. The transcript has 5 exons. Lineage: Eukaryota; Fungi; Basidiomycota; Agaricomycetes; Polyporales; Adustoporiaceae. Bases 4 to 522 code for a protein of 172 amino acids.